Messenger RNA from Humulus lupulus (European hop), 1110 nucleotides. RefSeq lists its product as uncharacterized. The transcript has 3 exons. The record is from RefSeq and is a predicted model, not a curated record. Lineage: Eukaryota; Viridiplantae; Streptophyta; Magnoliopsida; Rosales; Cannabaceae. Bases 1 to 1110 code for a protein of 369 amino acids. Gene Ontology annotation, biological process: DNA integration. Gene Ontology annotation, molecular function: nucleic acid binding.
AUGAAGGAUGCUAAGCCAAGACUUAUUCAAUGGGUUCUUCUUCUUCAAGAAUUUGACUUGGAGAUUUGGGAUAGAAAAGGAACAGAGAAUCAAGUGGCUGAUCAUUUAUCUAGGCUUAAGGCCGGUACUAAGAAGCAAGAUGAAGGGCCUAUUAAAGAGACAUUCCCUGACAAGAAAUUGUUAGUUGUGAACCAAGUCACUACACCAUGGUACGUGGUGAGUGGUUUGCAACCACCUAAUUUGAAUAGUCAGCAGCUCAAGAAAUUCCUUCAUGAUGAUGCUCAUGAAUUUGCUAAAAGACGUGAUCGCUGCCAACGUGUUGGAAAUAUUUCAGCAAGGAAUGAAAUGUCGUUGAAUUGCAUCCUUGAAGUGGAAUUAUUCGAUGUUUGGGGAAUUAAAUUUAUGGGGCCAUUUCCACCGUCAUUCGGGAAUUUGUAUAUCUUGGUGGUAGUUGAUUAUGUCUCUAAAUGGGUCGAAGCAGUGGCGAGUCCAACCAAUGAUUCCAAGGUGGUCACGAAGUUCUUGCAUAAACAUGUUUUCACCUGCUUUGGCACUCCAAGGGCUCUUAUAAGUGAUGAGGGCACCCACUUUGUGAAGAAGAUCUUGGCAGCCUUGCUGGCCAAAUAUAGUGUGAAACAUAAGAUCGCUACUGCCUACCAUCCUCAAUCAAAUGGUCAAGCCAAACUUUCUAAUAAAGAGAUCAUGGGUGUGCUAGAGAAAGUUGUUAAUCCUACUCGCAAAGAUUGGUCUCCAAGAUUAGAUGACUCUUUUUGGGCCUACAUAACUGCCUUUAAAACACUGUUGGGAAUGUCCCCCUACCGCUUGGUAUAUGGGAAGGCUUGUCACUUGCCCGUGGAGCUAGAGCAUCGGGCUUAUUGGGCCAUUAAGAAGCUUAAUAUGGAUCUCCAAGCUGUUGGGGAAGCUCGCAUGUUUCAAUUGAAUGAGCUUGAGGAGAUGAGGUUGUUCUCUUAUGAAAAUGCAAAGUUGUAUAAGCAAAAUACUUUGCGAUGGCAUGAUAAGAGGAUUCAACCUCGAGUUUUUGAAGAAGGACAGUCCACUGGAGGCAGGGUCAAUCUUGAUUUUGAUGAAUUGGUGCAGUUUUGGGGUUGA